This is a messenger RNA of Racocetra persica, 726 nucleotides long. The record is from the annotation of a GenBank genome assembly. Lineage: Eukaryota; Fungi; Glomeromycota; Glomeromycetes; Diversisporales; Gigasporaceae.
GGAUCAACGGAAAUUUUAUUCACAUGGAAUGAUAUGAAUGAGCCAUCAGUAUUCGGGGGCUAUGAACAGACAAUGCCGAAAGAUCUUAUUCAUUAUGAGGGUUGGGAACACCGAGACUUGCACAAUAUUUAUGGCCUUUCUUUUCAUAGGGCAACUGCUCAAGGACUUAGAAAUCGUACUGAAUCACCACGUCGACCUUUCGUGCUCUCCCGAUCAUUUUUUGCAGGUUCUCAACGAUAUGGUGCUAUUUGGACGGGUGACAAUGGUUCAAGUUGGGAUUAUUUAGCCAUUUCAACUCCUAUGCUAUUGACUUUGGGUAUUUCUGGGUUGCCAUUUUCAGGAGUUGAUGUCGGUGGAUUUGCUGGUGAUCCACAGCCUGAACUCUUUGUUCGAUGGUGUCAAGCAGGAGCUUUUGAACCCUUCUUUCGUGGACAUUCUGAUAAUUAUACAAAAAGACGUGAACCAUGGGUAUUCGGUGAACCAUAUACCGGUUAUGUUCGUGAUAUAAUAAAAGAAAGAUAUUCGUUGUUACCUUUAUGGUAUACUUUAUUCUACGAAGCUAGUACCACCGGAAUGCCAAUUAUAAGACCUAUGUUUGUAGUCUAUCCUGACGACGAACAAGUCUACGAAAUGGACGAUCAAUUUUUUGUUGGCAAUUCGUUACUUGUCAAGCCUAUUGUAAAGAAGGGUCAAACAUCUACUGAAGUGUAUUUUUCAGGAAACGAG